Coregonus clupeaformis (lake whitefish) is the source of this 633-nucleotide messenger RNA. Its product is annotated as relaxin receptor 1-like. The record is from RefSeq and is a predicted model, not a curated record. Gene Ontology annotation, cellular component: voltage-gated potassium channel complex. NCBI's taxonomy places the organism in Eukaryota, Metazoa, Chordata, Actinopteri, Salmoniformes, Salmonidae. Gene Ontology annotation, molecular function: potassium channel activator activity; voltage-gated potassium channel activity; transmembrane transporter binding. The transcript has 6 exons. Bases 1 to 633 code for a protein of 210 amino acids.
AUGUUUGAGAGACCUGACAGUGGAGCCUCAGCCUCGCUUGCGAUCACUUGGAUCAGGACUACAGCAAAAGAGAUGCAUCUCGUUACUGCUCCUAUAAUGCACCAUUUAUGCAUCCUCAUUUAUAUUUCUCUGACAGCCGUCAUAGUGUCUCCUUUAGAAUCAUCCACAGACAUCAGCCUCUAUCCUGGUGCUGAUGUCUGCUCACUGGGCCAGUUCCCCUGUGGCAACCUGUCUGUGUGCCUGCCCCAGCUCUACCACUGCAAUGGGGUCCAGGACUGUGCUAACGGAGCUGAUGAGGAGAACUGUGUGGACAACAGCGGCUGGCCACAUCUUUUUGAUGCCUUUAUGAAGAAAAAUGUUGAAGAGUCGAAGGAAUGCAUGUUGGACGUGUUCCCAGAGGUAUGUUUCUGUGAGGCCGGGAGAGUAAAUUGUAACAAAAAGGGACUACUCAGCGUCCCAGCUGUGUCUUCCAAUAUAACAGCUCUUGAGCUGAACAGCAACCAGAUAACAGCUCUCCAACCAGACCAGUUCAUCCGCUACAGACACCUUGAGAGACUACACUUGGAAGACAACAGGAUCAAAAGUAUCGCCAAGCAGGCAUUCUCAGGACUCUACUCACUAAGAAGACUGUAA